AUGCAUUUUGCUGUCUUCUUUCAUCUUAGGCCACUGGAUGGGUCCACCUGCCUCUCCGAGAUACACACCUGGGCUCCACUGCAGGUGCUCCACGGCGACAUUGACGUCCUCUUUCCAGUCAGCGCAGUGGGCUCCUAUGACCCUGCAGAUACCCGCCUUGGAAGCCUGGAGAACGGGACAGAGCUGGAGGACCACGUUCUCCCAGAGACAGGCUCUCGGUACACCGUGGAAGCCAGUCCUCCAGACCAAGGAAGCCCUCUGAGCAGCCUGUUGCCUUCUUCCUCGGUGCCAGAGUCAAUGACAAUUAAUGAGCUGCGACAAGCCAUCGUGGCCAUGAUGAACAGGAAAGAUGAGCUGGAAGAAGAGAACAGAUCACUGCGGAGCCUGCUUGAUGGGGAGAUGGAGCACUCAGCUGCACUCCGGCAGGAGGUGGACACCUUGAAAAGGAAGGUGGCUGAGCAGGAGGAGCGGCACAUCAUGAAGGUCCAGGCGUUGGCAAGAGAGAACGAGGUGCUCAAAGUCCAACUGAAGAAAUAUGUAGGAGCUGUCCAGAUGCUGAAAAGAGAAGGUCAAACAGCUGAAGUUGUUCCAAAUCUGUGGAAUGUUGAUGGAGAAGUUACAGUCACUGAGCAGAAGCUGGGAGAAGGUGCAGAGGAACUAGCAAGCUCCUAUGAAAGAAAACUUGUUGAGGUAGCAGAGAUGCACGGCGAGCUGAUUGAGUUCAACGAGCGCCUGCACAGGGCCCUGGUGGCCAAGGAAGCCCUCGUGUCCCAGAUGAGGCAGGAGCUCAUUGACCUCCGGGGGCCGGUGCCCGGAGAUUUGAGUCAAACAUCCGAAGACCAGAGUUUGUCGGAUUUUGAAAUAUCAAACCGGGCGCUGAUCAACGUCUGGAUCCCAUCAGUGUUUCUCCGGGGCAAAGCAGCCAAUGCCUUCCACGUGUAUCAGGUCUACAUCCGGAUAAAAGAUGAUGAAUGGAAUGUCUAUAGGCGGUACACAGCGUUCAGGAGUUUGCACCACAAGUUACAGAACAAAUACCCUCAAGUGAGGUCUUACAACUUCCCACCCAAAAAGGCCAUUGGAAACAAGGAUGCCAAGUUUGUAGAGGAGCGGAGGAAGCAGCUCCAGAACUACCUGCGCCACGUCAUGAACAAAGUCAUCCAGGUGGUCCCCGAGUUUGCCGCCAGGCCCAAGAAGGAGACCCUGGUGCAGCUGGUGCCCUUCUUUGUGGACAUCACCCCUCCUGGAGAACCACUGAACAAGAACAGCCAGCCCAGAGCAGCUCCCCGCUUCCCCAAGCUGUCCCGAGGUCACCCCAGGGAGACGCGCAACGUGGAGCCCCAGAGCGGCGACCUCUGACCUUAACAGGAUCCCAGACUCGGGCCCUAUGUGCUGUGCCAGCUGCCUUCACCCUGGCCACUCUGCAUCUGACCUGGCCAUGGCAGGUGGACCCUUACACCUUCAAAUGACAACCAGGUCCACCUGGCGAACCCUGGCGGGCACACCCUUCCUGCUGAUCACAUGACACGCUGAUUAGACUGGUCAGCCUCGGAGGGCAAGGUGGCUCCUCCCUCGACAGACUUGGACACACAGGCACUGCUCCCCCAGCGUCUGCCUGGGUGGCAAGGGCGUCUGUUCCCCUUCCUCCAGGCCAGGAGCCAGCAGGGGGGUGGGCGCCAGGUGGGUUCAGAGCCCCCCAGCCUAGCAGCACUCUCUAAUGUUUCAUUUGGCCAUAAGGGCCAUUCAGAAACAACUGCUUCACUCUUUCCCUGUGGGACUUAGAAUGACUGUUAAGUUUUUUUUUCUUUUUAAUAAAAUUGCCUGCUUCAGCCCAUGGACAUGUGGGCUUGGGGGAGGGGGUCUUGUUCCUCUCCUUUCUACUCUCUGUUGGUAGCCAUUAGACACCCUAGUAUCCUGCAGUGGCCAACGUGGCAUCACUGCUCCAGGAGACAUGCCAGAGGCCUCCUUGCAGAGGUACCAUCGUGAUGCUGAACUGUGGGUCUUGGAACACAUCCCCCUAUGUAGCUCAGGUAGGAAACCCGAGGCUCCCUAGGCCCAUGUGUACUUUGUCAGGCUUGGUGGGACCUCAGCCAUCAACAGCAACCCCACAUGGGAGCCCUGCACUGUCCAGGAAUCUGGGAACUACUGCAGAAGGUUCUGGAGGCACUCUGGCUUUCUGACCCAGCUCCAGGGCUCAGUGGAGCUCAGUGUGGCACUCUGUGAACUUGGGCAGGAUCCACUCUGAACAGGUCAUGAUUGUCCCCUAAAGACACAUUCACAAUGCACCCUUGGGCCCCCACAUGCUCAGUGGGAGCAGGCCCAUGGGCAUGCGGGGACAGCAGCCACCCCAGGUUCCCACUUCAACACUCCCACAUCAGAUCGCCUUGCAAAACCAGAGCCAUAUGGCCAGUUUCAACACCCAGAAUCAUGGAUUUGUCUCCGCCCUGGGCAGAGCCGUCCUCAGCUGCUGACUACAGUCAUGAGGGCUCGCAUUUUCUGGGGAGAAUAUUAAGAAACUAGAUAGAAGUGUGUAAAACAGACUAUGUGAGAGCCAGUUUGACCUAUGGGUGAAAGACGGCCAGUGGGGGACUGUGUGCUGCUUGGACCUGUGUCAACUCACUGGCUGAAAACGUGGUGAGCGACCUGGGAGAGCACUGGGCAUUUCUUAGAUAGUGGAAACGAUGGAAAGAAGCACCUGGAGGGUUCAUGCUGUCUGCUCCCCCAGCAACCAGAAGGAAACUUACUCCGAGCACUGAAGUGAAACUGCAAGCAUUUACACACAGCCCUUCAGAGGAACGGAGUAGGCCUGAGCAACUGAGGGGCCGGUGGGCCCUGCGAGCCGUGCCCGGUGAGCAAAACGAGCCUGCUGCUCUCUGUGGGUGGAAGCAGGCAUAUGUGUGGCUGGGGGCGUACCAUCAGCUCGGGGUGUAGAGGACCUGAGAGACGCCGUGUCCUAGAAGCGCAACGUGGCUUCUCUCUUGUUGCCACAGUGUCUGCCACACACGUACUUUGUUUGCAAUGCCAAGCCCCACGGUACAACCGGGCUGCUUUGAACAUAGAGCCUCCUGAGAAGAAAUAAUCAGGGGCUGUCUAGACCCUCAGGCUCCCCAGCUCCUGCCCCCUGAGUUUGGUCUACUCCACAUCCGUUGUUCUGAAGUCAGUCCCUGACGCCGGCUGCCAGCCAGUCCCAGCACUGCCCAUCUGGCCACGGAGCCUGCACCCGCGACUCAUUCUGUUUGUAUUAGACAGUGAAUGGAACACCCAUCCUGAGUGCGGAUCUGACCUCACCUUCUCCAGACACCCCACCAGGAACCUGCUUUCAUAUUCUGCACAUAGAGUUAAAAAAAACAAAGGGAAAUAAAGGUGCCCAGGGCUACAAUAGACAGAUGCUAAGCCAUGGGAAGCAGUUACACACUCAGCCUGUAAGGAAAAAGGAGAGACUCUGCCUGCCCAGUUCUCAAAGCUUUAAUUAAUGAUUUAGAACAUGCCCUGCUCUCCCAAAAGGUGAGCGGUAAGGGCGUGCCCCUAGAGACCACCUGGGAGCCACUGGCUCGCCUAUGACCCUGUGGAAACCCUGGGAGCAGGUGCACGUCAACAGACACACGAGCUCAGACAUGCACAUGACAUGCACAAUACAGCAGCUCCCCAAAGCCUUAACUUUGGAAUCACAUGGAAUGUCCUGCAAUGAUUUAGUCCAUCUAGCUGCUCGGAAUACUGCCCUGCUCUCCAGCACCGGGAGAUGCACCACGAGAUGGUGGUUGCUAGAGAAAGGGAAUCAAACACCCCAGCCCAGGCUGAGAGCUGGUGCACAAAAUGUCACCCCGGGGAUGUCAUUGUUGCCCUUCCUCCAGAUCCAGUUCAGAGGACUGGCUGUCCUUCUCCCUCCAAAACAUGUACUGAGCCCCUCUCAACCCAUUGGAGGGAAAGCCAGCCCUGCAGAAAGAACCAGUUCAAUUUGCUUCUGCCUCCUGAUCCCACAAGAAGAUUCUGUGGGGCCUUCUAAGUGGGCACUGAGAAAGGAAGCCCUCCCUGUGCAGAGAGAGACCAAAGAGGCCUGCCACCCUAGGGAGCCUCAGUCCUCAAGGGCCACACCUGGGAGGAUGGCCCAUUCUGGGCCUUCUCCACGAAGACAGCUGCCUCCUUCUUGACUGCUUUAGCAGGGAUGGGGCCCAUCCCACCCUCGGCACGGGCUGUCUCUGCCCUCAUCUCGUUUCUUCCUUCUUUGCCCCCAGAGGAAACAAAACCCAGGAAGAGUAGGGCUGAGCAGAGGUGUGUCCUUAAAAGAGCAAAGUUUGUGGGAAGGGAGGUCCCAGGCCACUGGAAGCCUAGCCCAGAAGCAACCGCGGCCCCAGGAGCGGGCCUGCUCAGCCACGCUCCCACCAGUCACCCUGAAAGUCGGGCUCUGGCUCCUGAGAAUCAUCCCCAGGCACGUGCCGCUCCCGCCAUGACGGCAAUCACAGCGCAGCGCGGUGCUUCGAACAGCCCUGCCUCACUCUGCAGCCAGGCCCCCCACCCACCGGCACAUGCAGGCUCCCUGGUUGCAGAGGCCAGCCGCUGAUUGAGCUGUAAAGACACCAUACCAUCUCAGAAGGCUUAGCAGGAGGCAAGGGUUUGUGGACAAGGUCUAAUUACAGCUCUUGACUCUGCUCUCCAGCUGAGAGUUUAUCACAAUGGCUGAAAUUUUACAACAGUGGCAAGUUGUGCUGUGCCUUAAAAGACAGGGGUCCAAGCUGUUGUUACAUCCACAGAAUUGAUAACCCAACAGUAGCUAAUGCCAGGAGGCAACAGGCCCCGGGGGCAGAAAAUCGAAGCCCAAGGUCUGGAGAUAGCAAGGCCCGUCUCCGUGCCGCGCAUCAGGAGCAGCACUGCUGAGUCCCCAGCACCCAGGACCAGGGCUCUGUGGCCUCCUCGGGACAGUGUGGCCACCUGAGCCCCCAGCUCCAGGCCUCAGCCUCCCCCAGGUUUGCUCGUCUUCACACGGGUGCCACCCGGAGACACCAGCUCGCCCCUUGCGUGGAGGCCAGGCCCUGUCCUCCGGGGUCCCAGCAGGCACCCUCCUGACCCAUCGCUGCCAGGAUCCUUCCUUCACUCCUCAGCCAGCUCGUCUGGACAAGCCCCAGCCCCGCACACGGUGAGGCGCUCCACCCCGAGGGCACCUGGCCUCCCACGUAACUGAUGGCAGAGCGCAGGCUGGAUUUUCGGCCUGGGGCUGGGGAAGCGCAUGGCCAUGGACCUGCCUGAGAAGAACUCUGCCAAGGGCCGCCGGCCCCUGCCCAGGGCUGGUGGACUGGCCAGGGGGCACCCUAGACAGGGCACACAUCAGGCUCAAGUUCCAGCCCCAGAGGCACUAACUGACAGUGUUGCCUCGGUGUCUCACUGGGGACAGUGCCACACAUGCCGGGUCCUCUCCCUGGCCUGCAGGCAGGGCCUUAGCAGGCAGCCGUCUGCUCACAAGCAAGGUCUUUGGCAACGAUCAUUUUCCAAAAUAUUGUGCAUUGUUUCAUUAAAGCUAACAUUAAAUAUUUGCUGUUCAGGCUGGCUUCUGUGCUAAUUUUGCACAACCGUAGCACUGUAUAUUUUAUCUAACAUUUCUGUGCCAAAAAGUUCAUUUUCAUGUAACAUGUGGUCUUGACUACGUUUCUAAAAUAAAACUUCAGCUCCUGGAUCAAUAGGCAUGCGGGUGGAGCGCUGGCAGGCUCCCUGCUCUGAGCAGCCCCCCAGGAGCCGCUCCUGAGGCUCACUGGGCAGUCUGCACUGCAACUGUCCGUACCAGGCCUGACGGGCAGCUCUGACGUGUGCCAGGGGGCCCUGGCUUUGUCUCUAAGUCAUAAUGCAUUGAAUGGGCUUCCUCACCUACCCAAUCACUUUCUCUAGACAAGUAAGAAACAUCCGAUUUCUCUAAAAGCUGGCUGAGCCGAGAGCACAGAGGAGCAUCCCACUGGGAGGGCACACGAGUGGCCUGGGGCCUGGCUCAGUUCUCCCCGGCAUGUGACCGUUUGCCCAUCACCGUUGGACGGCCUCCAGCAGACCUGCCCACACCGCAGCCUCUUGUCGGGUCAGCUCCUCCCUUCACAAACUGCAAGGGGAGAGGCCACUCUUUCACUGGCGAUCCUUCCCAUCAACAUGGGCCAUGCCGGGGCUGCCCUUGCAGAAACUGGGACUGAGGCCACGGAAGGGUACAAAAUGGCUGACUGUACUUUUGUAGCCACUCCAGGUAAGAACCCGGAGAACAUGCAUUUCCAGGAACAAGGGGACGGUGGAGCUAAUUAGGAUCUUUUAUUAUCCAGAUUCCUCCUAAAAAGAAUGUCUUUACCUCUGCAGCCUUUGCUUUACCCUCCCUGGCAGAGCCAUUUCAUAGAACACUUUGCGUAACUGCAGGAGGGAGUCUGUUGAAUGCAGGGGCCAUGGUAAUCCCAGCAUGGGGGCCUCUGCCCGGCCAGAGUCACCCACCCCUGGGUCCCAGUGAGCCGCCUGUCAGGAGGUAAAAAAGACAACAUUUCUAGAGUCUAGACUAUUGUCUGUCUGUAAACGAGGCCUGGAAGGCUGCAGAUUCCCUCUGAAACAUGUAGUGUUAUCUUAACUACCCUCUUAUGUUAAGGUUUACACAAUAGAAUUUUUAAACAAAUGUGUUUAAUUUUCUAAAAUCUCUUGUAUUAAAAUUUUCUUUUGGAAUAAGCGGGCUAAUUUUGUUACAAUCUGGUUGAGAAACACCUCUUUGCAAUGACAAAAUAAAAAUGGUGACAUUUUAUAAAUUAGA
Messenger RNA from Manis javanica (Malayan pangolin), 6754 nucleotides. Lineage: Eukaryota; Metazoa; Chordata; Mammalia; Pholidota; Manidae. The record is from RefSeq and is a predicted model, not a curated record.